Molecule: messenger RNA, 8034 nt
Organism: Cololabis saira (Pacific saury)
Lineage: Eukaryota; Metazoa; Chordata; Actinopteri; Beloniformes; Belonidae
Product: zinc finger C3H1 domain-containing protein-like
Exons: 34
Coding region: 160-6495 (2111 amino acids)
Biological process (GO): RNA processing
Cellular component (GO): exosome (RNase complex); nucleus
Molecular function (GO): protein binding
Source: RefSeq, a predicted model, not a curated record
CGGUAUCUGUUAGCCGUGGUAGCCGUGGUAGCAGUGUAGCUCACUAGACUGAUCUCGAGGAUCCAGAGCGAAACAUCAAGGAAUGUAUGUCUCUGUGGCCGCCCGGUGAGUUUAUUUGCCAGCAUUAAAGCUGGCAAAGGUUACUGCUCCCACCUCGACAUGGAUCCAGCCACAAGCAGCCGGCCCCCGGCGGAGGACGGGGAGCUGGAGGACGGAGAGAUCUGCGACGAUGAGACCGAGGAGCGGGCUCCGCCGCGGCGGGGGGAAGGGAGCCGGGCCCGGGCCCGGGGGGGCUGCAACUCCCGGGCCAGGAAACCCCGACAACACCCGCACAACAUGCGGCCGCUGCUGGGCCACCAGCCGCAGGACUUCCGUCUGUUAAUGCCGUACAAUAACCCCCCUCAUAUCCACGGCCCGUUCCCGCUCAGCCACCGGCAGCAGUGCGGGCCCAGCGGGCCGGACCGGCCCCCCGCGGUCCCGCAGGGCCCGGGGGAGCUGGGGCUGCUGGGGCUCAGUCCCCGCUCCAACUUCUGGGAGCGGAGCCACGGGGCCCUGGGCCGGUUCAGGACCCGGGGCGUCCCCAACGGGGGCCGCGGGGCCUGGAGCCGGGGCGGGCUGGCGGGGAACAACAGAACCCCCCCGGGCCGGUACGGACCCGGGGAGAACCGGGGAUCCCCCUCCAGGAAACAGAAGCAGCUGGGGAGGAAUCGGGCCAGGAAAGUAAUUGCCAGUGUUCCCAGACCAGAGAGCAGUGUUGACGAGAGCUUUGAGGAUCUGCUGUCCAAGUACAAACAGAUCCAACUGGAGCUGGAAUGCAUCCGCAAAGAAGAGACCAUGGCCCUGGAGCCCGUGGCUGCCCCGGUCAGAGAAGACGUGCAGCAGCAGAGUGUUCCCGGUCCUCGGGAAGCCCAGCCCGGUCCAGAACCGGCUCCAAAUCUGGCAGGGGCAGAUGAUCCAUCAGAGCUGGAAAAGGACGAGAGAAAAGCUUUCCAAGCGUUUAACAUCAAACCGCUGCGUCAGAAACUCCCGACACCGGCAGACCUGGACCAGCUGCAGAGGAAGGCAGAGCAGGAUCCAGGAGGUGGAGGUGGUGCUGAUGGGGCUGAACCAGCGAGCGUGGACGGUGCAGAGACGGAGGGGAAGGCUGCCGAUGACACUGAGGAGAAGGAAAAGACUCAGCAAGCUUGUUCAUGUCCCAGUGAAUCAUCGGCCUCCAGCGAGGACUCCAUUGUGUCGCCUGAUAAGCCGGUGGAGAAGGUGGAGGAGGAAGAACUGUCAGAGCUGCAGCUGCGUCUCCUCGCCCUACAGUCGGCCAGUAAGAAGUGGCAGCAAAAGGAGCAGCAGGUGAUGAAGAAGAGCAAGGACCGUAUCGUGAAAGCCAGCCAGGAGAAGAACUCCAGCUCGUCUUCUGCAGCGACUGCCCCCAGCAAGCAGAGAGUUGCUACACGGUCCACCUCCGCUGCAGCUGCUACUGCUGCAGACAGAACCAGGACCAGGUCCAAACCCGGAGACAGGGAACGGGACAGGACUAAGCCCGGGCCCAGACCCGCUGAGAAAGACAGACUUCUGGAGAGAGACAGGCUCAAAAAGAGUCCCAAACCCGGUCCCAAAUCUCCAAUAGAUAAAGUUUGGACUCCAGGGAAACCUCAUGCCAAGAAACUGACCAAUCCAGGCUCGGCAGCGAAGCAGGCGUUCAGGAAGCAGCAGCUUCGCACCUGGAAGCUGCAGCAGCAGAGAAAGCAGGAGGAGAAACGCCGGCAGGAGGAGGAGGAGCGACGGAAACGCGAGGAUGAGAUCCGACGAAUCCGUGACCUGUCCAACCAGGACGAGCAGUACAACCGCUUCAUGAAGCUGGUGGGAGGGAAACGGAUGCGCAACAAGUCCAGGGACCAGGACUACAGAAAGUCUGCUGGCAAACCAGGCUUGGACACCUCAGGGAACCUCUACCAAUAUGACAACUAUGAUGAGGUUGCCAUGGACACGGAUAGUGAGACCAGUUCACCAGCGCCGUCCCCAACACACAACCUGCUGUCAGCAGACGAGACGGGAUGUUCCCAGCUGGGCCUGUACGGGGCUGCGGCUGCCGCCCUCGGAAUGCCCCUCCUCUCAGCUGCGAUGUCAAGUGUCCCCGCCCCGCCUCCCCCUCUGCCCCCUCCACCAGACGAGCUGGAGCCGCCCCCUAAACCUCCGUUUGCUGAUGAAGAGGAGGAGGAAGAGAUGCUGCUCAGGGAGACCUGUCUGAUGUCCAUGGCCAACAAGAGAGUGGCCGUCCCUGAGAAAAGCCCCAGUGCUUUUGCGUCUCCAAGCUGUCCACCUCCUGCAGACGUCCAGCCACCACCCAGAGGAAACCUGAGCACCGUCAGCUUGAACACGGUGGCCCAAUCACGGAGCAGUAGAUUCCCCAGACCACGUCAAACUGCCAGAGCCCAGCUAGUGCUGCCCAGGCACAAGUCAGUGGUGGUUUCACUCAACGAUUCAGACGACAGCGACUCAGACAUGGAUGCCUGCAGCUCCUCACAGACGGUGUUUGGAGGUCUGGAGUCCAUGAUCAAAGAGGCCCGGAGAACAGUGGAGGCAGCGAAGCCUAAAGCAGCGUCAGGAUGUGAGAAGGAGAAUAACCCAGUCAGACCGGCAGAAGUUCUACCUCAAACCGAGAGGGUGGAGUACCGUUUCCUGAAAGAGGAGUUUGGGAGAGAGAAGCAGAGGAUGCUGAAGGAACACAGUUCUCUGAGCUUCAUCUCACCUGCGGCACCUCAACUCAAGUUGGAUUCCCUCGUGAAGCCGUCUGUGGAGCUGAAGCUGAGCGAGGCGGAGCAGAGACUCAGCAAACACAGGAAGCUGCUGCAGAGAGACGAAGCCGUGCUCAGACACCUGCUGCAGCAGGAACUGAAGAAGGCAGAGUCUCUGAAGGCGGCAGAGACCAAAGUGGCCAAACUGAGGGAGCAGCUGCAAGCGUCGGAGAAGAUCGUAGGCGCCAACAGGACACUGCUGAGGAAGCUGCAGGAGCAGGUGCAUUGUGUUGAACAGCGGGUGUCCCAGAAGAAGACUCUGGCCGUCCACUUGGAGCAGGAGCUGCUCCAGGCUCAACUUGCUGCUGGUAGAGGACAGAAACGCCCCAUGGACUCCAGCCAGACUCUGCCCAAUAAGGUGCAGCGUCUGGAUGCAGCUCCCCUCCGCUCCGAGCGUCACUUUGCAGAGUUGAUUGCCCAGAAGCGACGGCUACAGCAGCUCGAGUCAGAGUACGCCCUCAAGAUACAGAAGCUAAAGGAGGCUCAGGCCCUGCGCAACAAAGGAGUCCCACCAGAACCGCCGGCACCAGCCUCCGUUCCCCUGCCAGAACCUCCGAUUCCCAGUCUCCCCGCCCCCAGCACCUUCAACGUGCCCCAGCCCUCUCUGCACGACCUUUCCCAGGACAAACUGGUUCUGGACAGCGAGGACGUCCCGGACGCUGAAGAUCAGGAACCAGAAUCCACCUCUGCUGCAGCUGCUCCUGCAAGUAUAGGCUCCCGCCGCGCCUCCUUCCGCCAGUCCAGAGAUUCCUUCACCAAACCCCACCUGGACACUGUGAGCUCCACCCCUGCUAAAGAUGGAAGCACCAAGCCGGUUAAAAGCACGGGCAGCUCUGAGCUCCCUGCAGAGAUGUUUGCAGGUCUGGACGUGGACGGGUUGAAGCAGCGGUACCAGCAGCAGGCCAAGCUGGGAGAUCUGCUGCAGAGAGAGCUGGGGAAACUGGGGACGGAGACGGACACGACCUCCACUGCACAGGUAGCCCGACUGGAGGUGGAUGCAAGCCAAGCGGCUGUCUCUGAAAUGAAGCCUGUUCCCUUUGAACCGUAUCACAGCCCUUUGCUGGUGUUCAAGUCUUACAGGUUCAGCCCGUACUACCGGACUAAGGAGAAGUUAUCUCUGAGCUCCGUGACCUACAGCAGCGCCGUUGAAGCCAACCGCUGCUUCUGCCGCUUCGACCUGACGGGAACGUGCAACGAUGACGGCUGCAGGUGGCAGCACAUGAGGAACUGCACUCUGACCGGGACUCAGCUGUACCAGGAUAUCUUGUCCUACAACCUGUCUCUGAUUGGCUGCUCGGAGACCAGCUCAGAUGAGGACAUCAGUGCUGCUACCGAGAACUACGUCAGGAAGCUGUUGGGUCAGAACAAAGACCGCAUGGGGAUGGACCAGAAGGCCGUCCUCCUCGUGAGCAAAGUGAACGAAAGCAAGCGACACGUGCCACCGUUCACCACCUUUAAAGAAACGAGGAGGUGGAGACCAAAGCCUUCCACGCAGAGCGCUGCCAGCCCCGAGGACGACGGCGGCAAUGAGUCUGCAGCCGCGUACCUGACGCCUGCAGGAGGAGAUGUUGCCUUGAAGAGCUGCACUUCUGCGGUGGACGUGUGCAUCACAUCUGAGGACAGGCGCUAUUUUGUAAGUGAGACCGAUGACAUCUCCAACCUGGAGAGCAGUGUUCUGGAGAGUCCCAGAGACACGCAGCUGUGGAUCAAACUGGCCUUCAGAUACCUGAAUCAGAUUGAGACCUCUACGGCGGAGUGCCUGGAAGCCGCUCUGAACACGCUGUCCCGCGCUCUGGAGAGUAACUGUGAGGACCCGGAGGUGUGGAGCCACUACCUGCUGCUGUUCUCCAGGAGGGGCAGCAGGGAGGAGGUGCAGGAGAUGUGUGAGAUGGCUGUGGAGCACGCACCGGAUUACAGAGUCUGGUGGAACUACCUGAACCUGGAGAGCUCGUUUGAGGGGAAGGACUACGUGUGUGAGCGUCUGCUGCAGUUCCUGCUGGCCGAGGCGUCUUCAGACGCCUCAGAGAAACACUCCUUCCAGCUGAUGGAGACUCUGCUGUACAGGGUGCAGCUCAGCCUGUUCACCGGCAGGAUGGAGAGCGCUCUGGCCAUCUUACAGAACGCCCUGAAGUCUUCUCAGGACGAGAGUCUGGCUGAACAUUUGAUAGCGGGUGACCGAGCUCUGGUCUGGCUCUCCUACAUUCACCUGACGGAGUUUGACCGGCUGCCGUCCAGCCUGUACGACCCGGCCGAGUCCGGCCCGGCCCGGCUGGUCAGCAGAACAUCCUUCACGCUGCCCUGGAGGACGUCGCAGGACGUCAGCACGCCGCCCAGCAUCCUCAUCGCUCUCUUCAGAGAUGCUGUGAGCCAGUGCAGUGAAGAGUCUUCAUCUGAGAGCGAGAGGGCUUUAGCCUGCAUGCCUCUGCACACCAACCUCAUCCUGCUUUACAAGCUGCUGCAGAGGUACGAUGAAGGGAUUGCUCUGUGUGAAACUCUGCUCCAGUUGUGUCCUGAAUCAUGCACUUUGAGAGACGCUCUGGCAGACCUGCACGUCAGCAGUGGAGACGCAGAGCAGGCGGUCAGCAUGUGGCUGCACACGCUGGCCGAGUGUCCCCACAACGCCCAGGUCUUCUACCACUCCUGCAAGUUCCUCAUGGCUCAGGAUAAAUCAAGUGCCAUUGCUCCUCUAUUGCGAGGAUUCAUCCUCUCCCUGUGUGAGGAUGAACAGAGGAAGAAGACGCCCGUGGAAAUCCUGCGACGCAUCCUGGGUUUCCCCACCAAGGAGCUGCUGAGUGGUCCGAUCAUCAAGAAGGAGCUGCAGGUGCAGAUCCAUGAGCAGAUGUCCUUCUUCCACCUCGUUCACUGUUGCUGGAUGUGGCUCCACGGCUCCGUGGAAGACGCCGUGGAGGCGUUUGAGCGAGCGCUGGGAUCCAGCCUGCAGCUGGAGGAGCUGCACCUGCUGUGGAUGGACUACCUGCUGUUCAGCUGCAGUCCUCAGGCCAGCGCUGGGUCCAGACGGUUAUUCUCUGAUCUGGUCCAGCGCUGUUUCAGCACAGUCCCCUCCCGCCUGGAGGUUCCCUUCAACCCCGCAGAGUUCUGGAGCUGCUACCAAUUUCAUAAUAAGGUUGUGGCUCUGUACCUGCGAUGUGUGCCACAAUCCCAGCACGCACUGCUGCUGGAGAAACUACGAAACAGUAUGCCCAAUAACAUCGAGCUGGGCCUCAGGUUGCUUUAUCAAGAAUGGCAGGAUGGAAACAUGGAGCAGCUAAAGUUUCAGGCCCGGAUGCUUUGCAGCACUGCUCACAAGUAUUUACCCAGCUGGAGCAUAGCAAUAGCUGUGGAGAGGGAGCUGAAGGACCGAGCGGAGAUGCGACUUCUGUAUCAACAAGCCCUCCAAAACCUGCCGCUGUGUGCCGCCCUGUGGAAACAUGUAAUGAGCACUCUGCACCACAAGAUGCAGACACACACCUCUCACUCUCCUCCUGUUUCUGCACACUCACAAGCACUAUGGUUUUAUUUAAGUAUCGCUUCUGCGUCUUGUUAUGCAAAAAAGGGAACAUAUUCCUUGAUACUCUUUACAAUAGUAAUAAUAUUACUUUACCAUUUACUCCUAGGCAAAAGUAAUUGGCUCUGUUCCUCAUUAUAUAACGUUCUGCUGCAUGUCACACAAUUACAAAUUCUCCUCAAAGUUCAUACCCACACAUAAAACUGCAAUCUUUAUUCCAAUGAAAAAUCAUCCUGAGAAACCCGGCUGCAACCGGAACCACAAAUAUUCAUUAACACAAAAUAAUCUCCAACCUGCUACACAACCCGAGCAGGUUUGUUUUUCUUUCAAAAAUAAAAUGAAUAGAAGUACGCUCUUGAUUUGUCAUUGCCUUAAAGUUAUUGGAACAGCAAAUAGCUAGGAAUGAUCAUGGUCUGUCUAACCUAAACGUUCAAACAUUGAUGAUCCAUCUGACCCACAAAUAUGAUCUUGAUUGACUUAUUUCCUCAAAUUUUCCCAGACUUUACUUUUUUCUAUCUGUGUAUCUUUGUGUGUACCGUAUCUUCUUAAUUUCAAUUCCUUCAACUUUUCCCUGACCGUCUCCAUCAACUUCCUUUGCGUCUGUGCGGAAAGGUCGUGUUGCGUAUUCGUGCAUCAGUCAAGGAUGUCUUAGUAUUUAUGACUUGUUUAUAAAAGUAAUGUAAAGUUUUUUCCUUUUCACAGUAACAACCAUCUAUUGACAUUGUGUCACUGUUAGUUAUUCAAAUGUUAAGUUGUGUUCUGUUAGUAAUUUGGUCUCAUUACUAGAAAAGGUAUCGUUAAACUAAUGCUUUGCAGUUUGGUCGACGGAUGAUCUAAGAUCAGUUUGACUCGUUACCGAGGAGAAAAGAAGACUCGAGUGUCAGCUUCGAUUCUCGAGAUAGAAAAAUACGAUUCUGAAUACGCCAUCAUUGCUGAAACAUAACGGGCCAUCUGGCUGUGAAAACACAGAUGUCAUUUAAAAAGUUAGAUUUUUUUUUCUCCAAAAACCUUAACAAGGGUUGUGUGACUUGCUUAGACAGCAGAGUGGUUUGCUCAAGCAGGUUUGAACAUUUGCUCUUCUGUUUUGAGACCAGAACCCGGUCUUGGAGCUCUCCCUUUGCCGACAUCCAGAACACAGCAGUUCACUUAGAAAGAGAUCAGGUGUCAUUGAUCAGCUGUUUUUGAAGAGUUGCAGUGUGAUCGCUGACACCUACGGAAGAGUAUUAGGGCCAGGCAGGAGAAAAAAAUAUUUUAGAGGAGGAAGAUUUUUUUUUCAUUAUGCACUAAUAAGAAAUAAGUCGAAAUAUCGAGGAAAAAAGUCAAAAUGUCAAGAAAAAAGUUUCAAAUGUUGAGAAAAAACUCAAAAUGUCGAGAAUAAAGUCAAAAUGUCGAGAUAAAUGUUGAAAUACAAUUUCGAGAAAAAGUCAAAAUGUUGAAAAAAAGUCGAAAUGCCGAGAUUAAUGUUGAAAUACAAUUUCGAGAAAAAAGUUGAAAUGUUGAGAAAAAAGGCGAGAUUUCGACUUUAUUCUCGACAUUUCGACUUUUUUCUCAAAGUGCACAAUAAAAAAAAAAUCUUCCCCUCUCAAAAUAUUUUUUCUCCUGCAUGGCCCUAAUACAGGACUGUCUCAGAAAAUUAUUUAUUUAUUUUCACAGAAUAUUGUGAUAAAGUCCUUUUUUAUUUUCUGAAAAACAAAAAUGUCAUACAUUCUGGGUUCAUUACAAAUCAACUGAAAUAUUGCA